Diospyros lotus (date-plum) is the source of this 810-nucleotide messenger RNA. RefSeq names its product protein MEI2-like 6. Gene Ontology annotation, molecular function: nucleic acid binding. Lineage: Eukaryota; Viridiplantae; Streptophyta; Magnoliopsida; Ericales; Ebenaceae. Bases 1 to 810 code for a protein of 269 amino acids. The record is from RefSeq and is a predicted model, not a curated record. The transcript is spliced from 4 exons.
AUGGACGCUCGACGUCAACAAAGCGUGAACCCACAAACACCAGUGUUUUUGCCUUUAUCGCGUGAGACAGCCUAUUACGGCUAUCUUCCUCCGCUUCUCAAUGCUACUGUGCAUGAACUGUACCCUCCGGAGGUUCAUCAGGUAAUUCCAUCUCUCUGCCCGUCCAACUACUCUGCCACCGGCUACUACCUCCAGGUACCGGUUUCCAUGGCGAUCGAGCCUCCACCAACAGCACCGCCGGCGGAGGUGGAGGAGGGGAGAGAACUGCAGGCGGUACCAGCACCCGGAAGGGUUACCGGUAGAGUUGUACCGAGAUCGCCUAGAGCUUCCGACGGAGACGGUCUUCCUCAGAGAGAAGGCCCCGGUAGAAAUGAUGAAGAGCUCCCGCCCGGCUGCAGGAAAAUGAUCAAAGUAACUUGGAAACCCAAGGAGCCGGGGCGUGGUGAGGAACCUGAAACUAGUGCUUCCCUUAAUAAACACCAGAUUUUGGCCGUUGGUAGUAGUGAUGCGAAAACGACAGUGAUGAUCAAGAACAUUCCACCACAAAUGGAUCGGAACAUGCUGUUGGAGUUUCUGGACAAGCAUUGCAUGGCGGAGAAUCAAAAGGCCGGGGAUGGCGCGGCUUCGGCCUACGACUUCGUGUAUCUGCCGCUUGAUUUCUGGAGUUGCAAAAACAAAGGCUACGCGUUUGUUAACUUCACAGACCCCACUGGAGUUUGGAAAUUCUACCAAGCUUGUAAUCACAGACGCUGGGAUGGCGUCCGAUCAACCAAGAUACGCGAAAUUGGCUGGGCUAUUAUCCAGGCGUGA